This is a messenger RNA of Linepithema humile (Argentine ant), 950 nucleotides long. NCBI's taxonomy places the organism in Eukaryota, Metazoa, Arthropoda, Insecta, Hymenoptera, Formicidae. The record is from RefSeq and is a predicted model, not a curated record.
AAUCAAUGAAGAUAGAUAUUAAAUAUAAUAUUUAUCGAUUUGCUUGAAGUUGCAUCGAAGUCAAUAAAGUGAAGCAAGCGAGUUUUACUACGGUUACUAAAUAAUUAUAUAAUUAUAUUAUUGCGUUACAAUCGUUCUUUGGUUAUCCGUUUUAUAAUAUUUUUUCGUAGAUACAACCUUCUCUUCGCAUAUUGCUUUUGUAAAUUUCUUUAUUACAAAUUUUCUUUUUUUUUUGUACAUAUAUAUAUUUAUAUUAUUUGUUCUUUAUUUGUGUAGAAAUAAUAACGUUGGGAAUAUUAGUUUUCUUGCUGUAAAAAAUUUAUCGUGAUUUGUCAAACAUAAUGGACCGUUUGCUAAAUCGCGUUCGUAGCAGUCACGAAAUUAAUCCGGAAAGAAUGAAAGUUUACGAAAAACGCCGAGCAAAGACGGUGAUUGAAAGUGAACUAUCACCGCAUAUACUUAAAAAUUAUUCUAACAGUUUUCAAACGAUCAAAAAAAUUGUAAAAUCUCCGAAAAAGGAAACGUUUUUCGAUAAUGAAGUUUACAAGAUAAUCAGAGCAAUGUUGUUGGCACUGUCAAUAUUGGUUUUAUGCUAUCAUGGAUCAAAGGAGUACAAUAUUUUAGGGAAUGGACAGAUUGUUAGCGGUUUCACCUCGAGAGAAAUCAUUAUGACAUUUAGUUUGGGUUAUUCCGUCACGCAUUCCGUAAUAUCUGCCAUUGCAGCUAGCAUGCUUAUUUAUUCCAUUAUUUCGAAACGGCCGCAAUUCAGUUUGCCUUUGAUGGGCCUGUUUAUGGCUGAGAUGAUGUGUGAUUCCUGCGACGCAAUCGUAACAAUGUGGUAUCUUUUCAGGCAUCUUGGGCUGCAAACUGCACUAUUUUAUACCACAGGACUCUUUUUACUGAUUUGUAAAUUUCUUUAUUUUUUUACAUCACAUGCAUCAGAACGAUGA